CAGACCAACUUGGCCCCUCCCAAGAAGGUCCAGUCAGGGAUGAUCCAGUCUAGCCUGGUCCAGGCCAGUGUGGCGGCCAUGCAGAACCCCAUGGGCUGUUAUCCCAAGGGGACCAACGGCCACUGCCCCUUACCCCGGCUCUCCGUCUCCUCCCGCUCCGCCAGCGUGGUGGCCAGCAUGGACACAACCGGCGACCUCUCGGCCCUCCACUCUGUGAUGAAGUGGAAGACGGUGGUGGCGGUGUUCGUGGUGGUGGUGGCCUUCUUGGUUGGGGGCGGCCUGGCCUUCCGGGCCAUGGAGCAGCCCUUCGAGAGCAACCAGAAGGACAGCAUCACCCUGGAAAAGGCUUCGUUCCUGCGGAGGCACCCCUGUGUCACACCCACUGAGCUGGAAGCACUCAUCAAGCAUGCCAUAGACGCUGUUAGUGCAGGCGUCAGUCCGAUCGGAGACACAUCUUACAACUCCAGUCACUGGGACCUGGGAAGUGCCUUCUUCUUCGCUGGGACCGUGAUCACAACAAUAGGUUAUGGGAACAUAGCGCCCAGCACAGAGGGAGGGAAGAUCUUCUGCAUCCUGUACGCCUUAUUUGGCAUCCCGUUGUUUGGGUUCCUCCUGGCUGGCAUCGGAGACCAACUGGGGACCAUAUUUGUCAAGAGCAUCUUGAGGGUGGAGAAGAUAUACAAGCAAAAACAGAAACAGAUAAGCCAGACCAAAAUCAGAGUCACCUCCACCAUACUCUUCAUCCUGGCCGGGUGCAUAGUCUUCGUCGGCAUCCCGGCGGUCAUUUUCAAACACAUCGAGGGAUGGACGACUCUGGAUGCCAUCUACUUUGUCGUCAUCACGCUAACGACGAUUGGCAUUGGGGACUAUGUGGCAGGUGGGGAUCGGAAGAUCGAGUACAUGAAGUGGUACAAGCCCCUGGUCUGGUUCUGGAUCCUGGUGGGCCUGGCCUACUUCGCUGCGGUCCUGAGCAUGAUCGGAGACUGGCUCAGAGUGCUUUCCAAAAAGACCAAAGAGGAGGUGGGGGAGUUCAAGGUCCACGCCGCUGAGUGGAAGACCAACAUGCGAGCCGAAUUCCGGGAGACGCGUCGGCGGCUGAGUGUGGAGAUCCACGACAAGUUGCAGCGGGCUGCCACCAUCCGCAGCAUGGAGCGCAGGCAACUGGGCCUGGAGCAGAGGACCCACUCCCUGGACAUGCUCUCCCCAGAGAAGAGGGCCGUGUUUGCCAGCCUGGACCAGGGCCGUUUCAAGACCUCCUCCCAGGAGAGCAUCGACACCAAGCUGAGUAACUUGAGGUUGAGAGGGGCAGGGGAGCUUUGUUAUGAGCAGCGGAGAGGCAGCGAGCAGACCCAGCAGGCCUCAUCGGAGGACGAUAACCUCUUCAACCUACGCUUCCGCUCCCUCACCAAGCUAACCAAGAGACACAAGAACCGUGACCUGAAGAGUAACAUUCCCGACGAUAUGCGGAGGGCCUGCGAGGCGAUGGAGAGGAGGGAGGAGAACGUGGAGGAGGUGAAGGAGGAGGAAGGGAGCGAGAGGAAAGAGGGCAACACCAGCUUGACAAAUUUGGAAUAUGCAGACGAGCACAUUAAACUAAAUGGUUUUGUACUGGCUCUGGCCAAAGAGAGGGAGGACGAUAGAAUGUUGGAAGGAAGAGAGCUUCAGCCCCAGCUAGAAUGUGCAGAUACAGAGAGAGAGUGAGAGAGAAGGGGGCUUUUUUGAUGUCUCAAAAUGUGCCUUGCUGUUUUUUCUAUGCUUAUACUGUUCUGAGUAAAUGGGACUGUUCUGUUCUAAGUCAACAGUCACUGUGCCCUAGCAAUGUAAAGACUAAUGUUGCCAAAAAGUGGAGAGAAAAGAGACAGAGGCUAUGGUCUAAUUUGGCGAAGACCUCUUAUCUCUUGGAUAGUACUGGACCUACCAGAAUCUCCUUUCCUUUUUAAAGAACACCCACUUGCUACC
Coregonus clupeaformis (lake whitefish) is the source of this 1959-nucleotide messenger RNA. RefSeq names its product potassium channel subfamily K member 10-like. The transcript is spliced from 6 exons. Bases 40 to 1701 code for a protein of 553 amino acids. NCBI's taxonomy places the organism in Eukaryota, Metazoa, Chordata, Actinopteri, Salmoniformes, Salmonidae. Gene Ontology annotation, cellular component: membrane. The record is from RefSeq and is a predicted model, not a curated record. Gene Ontology annotation, biological process: stabilization of membrane potential; potassium ion transmembrane transport. Gene Ontology annotation, molecular function: potassium ion leak channel activity.